Molecule: messenger RNA, 6599 nt
Organism: Platichthys flesus (European flounder)
Lineage: Eukaryota; Metazoa; Chordata; Actinopteri; Pleuronectiformes; Pleuronectidae
Gene: phlpp1
Product: PH domain and leucine rich repeat protein phosphatase 1
Molecular function (GO): protein binding
Source: RefSeq, a predicted model, not a curated record
CGCCCCGAUCCGGCCCCACACGCCCUGCCCUGCCUCUUCCCAGAGAAUUUCAUCGGUAACAUGGUUUUUUUUCUCUCCCCCCCUCCCCGGAGCAGCGGAGGAGACUCCGGCAGGGAAAGGGAAGGCGAGAAGUGAAUGACUACCAGCGGGACAAGUCAGCCACACCGCCCCGUCGGCGGACAUUUAGCGAAGCGGGCUCCUCUCCUGGCUUUUAAAUGUAGUAGUAGGUGGAACCGAGUGCGCACCGUUAUUUACCCCGAGCGGGACAGAGAUGGAAAGCGUGCAGGCUGCCGCUGAGGACGCGUCGGAUGGAGGCGCGGCGAAGUUCAUGAAGAAGCCCAGCGGACUGUCUAUCGCCCGCGGGACUCCGUUGGACGAUGGCGUUGGACAUUCGGCUCCCUCCCGCGCAGAGGCGAGGAACGGGAACAGCCUCCCUCACUCCGCCUCGGCCGCGGGAUCCAGUGCGUCAGACCGAGCCGUGGCGUCGAAUGGCCGGGGCUCGUCCAGCAACUCCGGCUCCCUCCUGUUGCGACGCAGGCGCUUGAAGAGGAACCUCUCCGCCGCAGCUGCAGCCACCGCCGCCCCGGCUGUCACCGCCGCCCGCGGGGCCAAGAUGAACUCGGCCCUGUCCUCCGCGUCGCUGCACACCCGGAGUCUGGACAGGAAGACGCUGCUGAAGCACCGGCAGAACAUGCAGCUGCAGCCCGCAGAUCGAGAGUGGGUGAGGGCAGAUCUCCACCGAGGCUCCGUACAUGUCCACGACCGACUGACGCCCACAUAUCCCAGGCCGGUCCUUUGCACUAUGGACACCACAGCCGGCGAGGUGGCGCUCCGUCUGAGUAAACUCUGCAGUAAGUCGAGCUCCGUUAUGCGCAUUUUCUGUAAAGACAACCCCAAGACUGACCAAAAUGGCAACUGCAAUGUGAAGUAUGAUUAUGGUGAUAACCCGUGCAAGGGGAUGGAAGACUCGAGUAUGAAAGGCAACCACCUGACCCCCCUGGAAUCCACCGAUCUAAGGGGCCAUCCGAGAGACCGGCUGAGGCUGCUGCUCCUGGAGAAUGCAGACGAGAGGCAAACGCAACAGGACGUUGAUGGGAAACUUUUCACCCCUGAUUCAGAGUCGCAAGACAUCAUCACCUGUUCCCUGUCAGAUUUGAAUUCCAACUCCAACAUGGACACCCCCAAUGACGAUGACUCAGAGCACAGGAAUGGCGUGGACAGCUAUGGACUGAACUCUGGCUCAGAUGUGGAGAGCAGUGCGUUCGAUGACCUCAGCUCCGGGGCCCGGCUCAGCGAGCACAGGGACUCCCUGAGUGAUGACAUGAUCCUGGGCACUGAGGCUUCCAUCCUCAGCCCCACGUUUGACAGCGCCACGGAGGGCCACGACAUGUACGGCAGCUCCUCGGACGAACUGGAUCUCGACUGUCCAGCGUCGAGCACCAGCAUGGACCCCAUCUCCCAGCAUCACAACGGUGGCAUCACUGCCAGCUACAAGCAGUGCAACACGGGACCUUUAAAUGACAAUGUGGGGCCGGACAGCAGGCUGAGCCCACACAGCCUGGGCAGCAUGCCAACCAGCAGCAGUGCCGGCUCAUUGUCAAGAGCCUGUUCUACAGGUACUACACCUGACAUCCAACAUCCGGACUCUGCAAAACCAGGGCUGUCAGAAGACCACAAUGGGAAUUCCUGUGAUUCCAGCCCCACGCUGUAUGUGCAGCUGCAUGGUGAAGCUGUCAGGAGGCUUAGCCCAGAUGAGAGGCCUCUGCAGAUCCAGAAUGACUUUCUCUUUAAGCUUGGAUUUAAGGACCCUUGGCGAGUUCAAGAGGAAGGGCUUAACACUGAAAUCGGCUCCUUGUUACGUUUCUACGCAGGGAAACCCCAAAGCAUCGAGAACUCAGAGCGGAUCCAGCUGUCAGGGAUGUACAACGUUCGGAAAGGGAAGCUUCAGCUACCGGUCAACCGCUGGACCAGGCGACAGGUCAUCCUGUGCGGCACCUGCCUCAUCGUCUCCUCUGUUAAAGAGAGCCAGACAGGGAAGAUGCAUAUCUUGCCGCUCAUUGGAGGAAAAGUGGAGGAGGUGAAGAAGCACAAUCACUGUUUGGCCUUCAGCUCAGCGGGCCCUCAGAGUCAAACCUACUACGUCAGCUUUGACAGCUUCACGGAGCACCUGCGAUGGCACAGACACGCUGCCAAGAUGGUGUCCCAGAGAAUAAACUCGGUAGACCUGUCCUGCUGCAGCCUGGAGCAGCUUCCUACCAACCUCUUCUACAGCCACGACCUCACCCACCUCAACCUCAAACACAACUUCCUGCCUGCGGACCAGCGGCUGCAGCAGCUGCAGAGGUUUUCCCGUCUGCGAAGCCUCAACCUGUCCAACAACCAUCUCAGUCAGUUUCCCCCCGCCAUCUGUGACAUCCCUACCCUGACGGAGGUCAACCUCAGCUGUAACUACCUGGCCUCUGUGCCCAGCUCCGUGGGAGCCAUGACCAACCUGCAGACGUUCCUCUUGGAUGGCAACAGUUUAGAUGAGCUGCCCAAUGAGCUGGGAUCCCUGCUGAGGCUGAGCUACGUAGGUCUGUCCUUCAACCAGUUCAACCACGUUCCCCAGGUGCUGGAGCGUUUGACCUCCAUGGAGAAGCUGUGCAUGGCCGGCAACAACCUAGAAACACUCGUCCUGCAGAACUUCAGACUGCUCCGAGUCAAACACAUCGAUUUAAGGCUGAAUAAGAUCUCCAGCAUGGUGCCAGAUGAGCCCGACCUGCUGAGGCACGUGACCCAGCUGGAUGUGAGGGACAACCGGCUGACGGAGCUGGACGCCUCCGUCUUCCCGAGGCUGGAGGUGCUUCACUGCGAGAGGAACCACAUCUCCAGCCUCAAGGCCAAGGGUUGCUUGCUCAAAGGCAUCUACACUGCCAACAACGAGCUACGACAACUGGAUGUCAGUCCCGUGCCUUCCAAUCUCAGCUACAUGGAUAUCUCGAGUCCAGCCUAUCAGAGGAGAGCCACAGCAUCCUGCAGGAGCUCUAUCUCACCAACAACCGUCUGACGGAUAAGUGUGUGCCCAUGCUGACGGGACACUUACAUCUACGAAUUCUGCACAUGGCAUACAACCAUCUCCAGACCUUCCCAGCUAGUAAAAUGGCCAAGUUGGAGGAGCUGGAGGAGGUGGACCUGAGCGGGAACAUGCUGAAGACUGUGCCCACCACCAUCAUGAACUGCUGGCGAAUGCACACGCUCAUCGCCCAUUCCAACGCCAUCGAGGUCUUUCCGGAGGUCAUGCAGCUGAUGGAGAUGAAAUGUGUGGAUCUGAGCUGUAAUGAGCUGAGCGAGAUCACUCUCCCGGAGAACCUGCCGCCCAAGCUUCAGGAGCUCGACCUGACUGGAAACCCUCGUCUCAACCUGGACCACAAGACCCUGGAGCAGCUAAAUAAUAUCCGCUGCUUCCGUAUUGAUCCGCCUCCAACCUUUUCGUCGAACGAGGCAUCUGGUGGGCCUGCUGUGUGGAGUCAUGGUUACACAGAGGCCUCGGGCGUCAAGAACAAACUUUGCGUCGCAGCACUGUCAGUGAACAGCUUCUGUGGAAAUCGUGAAGCCCUGUACGGUGUGUUCGAUGGGGACAGGAAUGUGGAAGUGCCGUACCUUCUGCAGUGCACAAUGAACGACGUGCUGGCUGAAGAAAUACACAAGACUAAGAGCGAGGAGGACUACAUGACCAACACCUUCCUCGUCAUGCAAAGGAAACUCGGGACCGCGGGUCAGAAACUGGGCGGCUCGGCAGCUCUGUGUCACAUUCGCCAUGACCCCACCGACCCUGCCGGCUGCUUCACCCUCACGGCUGCGAACGUGGGCAAGUGCCAGGCCAUUCUGUGCCGUGACGGGAAGCCACUGUCGCUGUCCCUGCUUCACAACAUAGGGCUGGAGGAGGAGUACCGCAGGAUCCGACAGCACAGGGCUAUCAUCACUGAGGACAACAAAGUGAAUGGCGUGACCGAUUCUACAAGAAUCAUGGGCUACUCCUUUCUCUACCCGUCCGUCAUCCCUUGUCCCUAUGUGCAGACAGUCACUCUCACGUCCCAGGAUGAGUUCUUCAUUCUGGGCAGCCGGGGCCUGUGGGAUACUGUGUCUCCCACUGAGGCUGUAGAGGCUGUUCGAAACGUCCCGGACGGCCUGGCUGCUGCGAAGAAGCUGUGCACGCUGGCACAGGGAUACGGCUGCACCGACAGCCUCAGCGCCGUGGUGGUCCAGCUCAGCGUGAGUGAAGACUGCUGCUCCUGCUGCUGUUCUGAACCUCCCCAGCCUCCUCCGAGCCCCGGCCUGGGCACUUAUCCCUCCUCCUCCUCUGCUGUCAAGGAGCGUCCCUCGGACGGCUCCCUCCCGGUGCCCCCCUCCUCCUGCAGUGAAAUCAGCAGCGAGAUCAGCACCAGCGAGAUGAGCAGCGAAGUGGGCUCCACAGCCUCGUCUGACGAACCCCCGCAGAGCUCUCUGGUGCUGCUGCACGACCAGUCCCACCAUCCACACCUCCACCUGCACCAUCCGGCCCACGUGCUGUCCUUACAGCAGCAGCAUGCCCACUCGGCCUCUCAGCCCUGUCAGUACCUGUUCCCUGGGUCAGAGCUGCCCUCUGCCCGCAGCUGCUGUGCCCUCCAUCCUGCCUGUUUAGCAGGUUCCUUCCAGAGGCAGCUAUCCAGUGCCACUUUCUCCAGCGCCCUGUCAGACAAUGGACUGGACAGCGAGGACGAGGAGCCCAUUGCUGGCGUUUUCUCUAACGGGAGCCGCGUGGAAGUAGAGGCAGACAUCCAUUGCCUCAAAGCAGAGCUCGCCACCUCAUUAUCGGCCCAAUCAUCAUUACCCUCAUCCGCCAGCCAGGAGCGCACCCUGCUGACUCUUCCCCCACCUCCGCCACCGCCGUGCACCCCAGAGCCCCUGGACGAAGGUGUGGACAUGAGCCUCGGUGACGUCGAGAACGGACUGGAGAGGGACGAGUCGUGGCAGGGAGUCGGAGCAGGAGGUGGGGAUGGAGGAAAGCUAGCAGCUAAGCAGAGGGUUAACGGGUCAGUGGCACGCCAAGAGAAGAGUCACAAUCUUAUUGAGGUGGCUGCCGACGCCCCCUCGAAGAAAUCUGGCGGAUACUUCACAGCUCCGGCCCAGCCCGACCCAGACGACCAGUUCAUCAUCCCCCCUGAGCUGGAGGAGGAGGUGAAGGAAAUCAUGAAGCAGCAUCAGCAGAAACAGCAAAAGCCCCCCGGGACCGAUCAGCCCAUGGACUACUACGACACCCCGCUCUGAGCAGCAGCACGGACUAAAAGCCUCAUCUCCCUUCCAGCAGCAGCAGCAGCAUGCACACGACCCAACAUCAACCCAACCGCUCCGAUAUCCCUCAAAUGUGGUCACAGACGAAGGGAGAUUCCUCGAGAGGCUGUAACAUGCACAUGAAAGCCUUCCAGCUCUACACAGCCUUAUCCUUGGAGAACCAUGCACUGUAACUGCUCCUCCUGUUUUUACCGAAGCAUCUCAUAGAAUACAACGAGCAAAUGAGCCCUUUAACGAUACUCAACCCUCUUGAAAAAGCAAAACGCCCGUGGACACGGCCCCUGGUGUCCACGGCCAUGCCCUUCUCACAGACUGGAACCUUUUAUUUGUUUUUUACAUGAGACAACCAGCCGAGUAUGUAAUCAACACUAGUCUCUUUGCAAUAGCAUUAGCUCGCCACAGCACUUGUUAAUAUUGAUAACAAUUACAUGGUUUGUUUGUUGUUUGUUUGUUUUGUAAGAACUUACCAUAUCUUUCAAUGUGAAAGCAGAGAAGUUGCUGAAAGAACUUUUUAAAAACAGAGACACAUAAUCUUUUUAUGGUCAGUGAACUAUGUCGAAUGGUGCACUAGUAAUACCACACUUAACUGUUGUAGAUAGGGCACUUAAAAUACUGUAUUUCUUCAGUAAAUCAUGGCUCUUGGCCUGGAAAAUGGCAUAGAAUUUUUUUGUAGAAGUUUUAAAUACUAACUCCUAGGAGUUGCAUACUCUUUAUGGUGACUCAGUCACUUUUACUAAUCUUCUCUGAGAGAAAUGGUGAUUUUUGUUUUGUUUAUUGUUUCUUUUUUUCCAAUGAUUGUAAAUAAGAGAAAUGUUGUAUACUGAUGCUUUUGAAGGAGCUGCGUACCUGUAUGUCGGUGAAAGUUGUAACGGUGGGGAGGAUAAUGUGCGGUUCGCCAAGAGUUUGCUGUUAUGGAGGUGUCACUCCCCUUUAUCUUUCAAAGUAGACUCACAAAUACGAAACACACAUACACACACAAAAAUGUUAAUGUGCAAUUGCAGUUCUGAAAACCCAGCAUUCCAUGCUAUACAACAUGACUGUAUCUAAUAAACACUAAUAGACAGAUCUUUGCAUGCACACUUGCAUGCAUGCACAUACACACACAUACACACAACUACAUGAACACCCACAGGAUAAUAUUAGUCCCACAUCACCUCCCUCCUACAGUAACCGUUAUCACCGGCAUGACUGUGUCAAGUUCAGUAAUACAAACAAAUAUAUCUACAUGGAAAGUGACCACACAAAUGUUCCUGUCUUUGGUAUAAUAAAUUUUAAAUUUGUGAAUAUAA